Messenger RNA from Herpailurus yagouaroundi (jaguarundi), 1106 nucleotides. RefSeq names its product uroplakin 3A (gene UPK3A). The record is from RefSeq and is a predicted model, not a curated record. Gene Ontology annotation, cellular component: plasma membrane. NCBI's taxonomy places the organism in Eukaryota, Metazoa, Chordata, Mammalia, Carnivora, Felidae. Bases 80 to 928 code for a protein of 282 amino acids. The transcript has 6 exons. Gene Ontology annotation, biological process: urea transport; water transport.
GCCAGGUGCGCGGACCCUGAGAGGCGCGGUGCCCGCUGGACCGCGCGCGCCCCGCGCUCCCCGCGGCUGGUUCAAGGCCAUGCUUCCGCUCUGGGCCCUGCUGGCCCUCGGCUGCCUGCGCCUCGGCUCGGGUGUGAACCUCCAGCCCCAGCUGGCCAGUGUGACCUUUGCCACCAACAACCCGACCCUCACCACGGUGGCCUUGGAAAAGCCUCUCUGCGUGUUUGACAGCUCAGCGGCCCUCGAUGGCACUUUUGAGGUGUACCUCUAUGUCCUGGUCGACUCAGCCAGCUCCAGGAACGCCUCCGUGCAGGAUGCCAAGACCCCGCUGAGCUCCACCUUCCAGCAGACAGAGGGGGGAAGGACAGGCCCCUAUAAGGCAGCGGCCUUUGACCUGAUCCCCUGUGGUGACCUGCCCAGCUUGGAUGCCAUCGGGGAUGUGGCCCGGGCCUCGGAAAUCCUGGACGCCUACCUCGUCAAGGUGGGCGCCAACGGCACCUGCCUUUCAGACCCCAACUUCCACGGCCUCUGCAACCCGCCCCUGUCGGCGGCCACGGAGUACAGGUUCAAGUACAUCCUCGUCAACAUGUCCGCGGGCUUAGUACAGGACCAGACCCUAUGGUCCGACCCCAUCCGCACCAACCGUCCCACCCCCUACUCCGCGAUCGACACGUGGCCGGGCCGGCGGAGCGGGGGCAUGAUCGUCAUCACGUCCAUCCUGGGCUCCCUACCCUUCUUCCUGCUCGUCGCCUUUGCUGGUGCCAUCGUCCUCAGCCUCCUGGACACGGGCGGUCCUGACAUGGAAACGACACACGACUCCCAGAUCACGCAGGAGGCCGUCCCCAAGACCCUGGGGACCUCGGAGCCCGCGUACACGUCUGGGAACCGGGGGCCGCCGCUGGACAGGGCUGACGUGUAUUCCAGCUAGCUGCAGGACUGAGCCCGGCCCGGCUCCUGGGCGGGAGGCCUUCUCCCCACUGGCCUUGGCCAGGGGGUGUGCGGGCAGCCGGUGCCCUGACCCCACCCACGGCGGAACAGGGUGUGUUGGCCCAACCUGCGGGAAAACUGUUAAUAAAAUCUUCCCAAGGUUUUGAGUUCCAAAUGAA